Rhododendron vialii is the source of this 537-nucleotide messenger RNA. RefSeq lists its product as uncharacterized. NCBI's taxonomy places the organism in Eukaryota, Viridiplantae, Streptophyta, Magnoliopsida, Ericales, Ericaceae. Bases 1 to 537 code for a protein of 178 amino acids. The record is from RefSeq and is a predicted model, not a curated record. The transcript has 2 exons.
AUGUGUUUGCCUCAAGACUCUUCUUGGACCAUCAGAAAACUUUUUAAGCUUAGUGAGGUAGUGCAGCCCCUCAUCAAGUAUGUGAUUGGAAAUGGGAAUGGUACUUUUCUUUGGCUGGAUUAUUGGCAUGAUGUAGGACCUCUCUAUAAAGUAUUUGGUGAAGGCAUAGUUAAUAAUGUGGGCAGUUCUCUUUUGGGCAAAGUUUCAUCUAUAAUUCAAAAUGGAGAGUGGUGCUGGCCUAGACAAAGAAAUAGGGCCAUUAUGCAACUUAUGAGGAGUACCCCUUCAAUUCUCAUGCCUAACAUAGGUGUCGAUGAUUCCGUGAUCUGGAUUCCUGCCUCAAAUGGUACAUUCUCUGUUAAAACUGCUUGGGAGACUCUUAGAACUCCUCUUCCUAAAGUUCCGUGGGCUCCGGUUGUUUGGUUCAAGCAAGGCAUUCCUAGAUGGGCUUUUAUUAUGAGGAUUCAUGCAUUUGUGGUAAAGUUCUUCAUAUCUUUAGCAUUUCUAGAAGUUCAACAGAAUGGGGGCAAGAAAUAG